CAGCCUUGGUUCCCACUGCAAGAAAAUUAUUUUUAUGUGUGUGGCUGUUAUCACAGCUCUCUAGUUCACAGGCUGCAGAUUCCUCAUUUUUUAAACAGUGAGGCUCUUGGAACUGGACACUGAAACUGGAAUCAUGAAGCUGGAGAUACCAGUAAAUUUUGAAGAUGUUGCUGUUGAGUUUUCAAGAGAGGAGUGGGAAAUACUGAGUAAACAGGAGAAAGAGCUACACAGAGAGGUGAUGGUACAGAACUAUGAGAACAUGAUUUCUGUAGGGUACAACAUCCCAGUGCAGCAGCUUUGGUUGUAUACGAAGAAAGAUGGGAGGGUCCCAGCUGAUGACACUGGAGGAGGAGGGAUGGUACAGAAGAAGCAACUUCCUGGUGUCAGAACAGGCCUCAACAGGAAUGCAGGUUAUCCUGAGAUACAGUGUCUGCACUCACCGCAUGGGAAACUCAUCGAUUCUGAACGUCACAGAUCUUUUCCAGAGAUUUCGAUUACAAGGCAAAACCUGAGGCAGAUCAAAAGCAGAAAACAUAAUUAUAUGGAAAAUAAAGAGAUGCUUAACAAAAAAGAUGAACUAGAAAUGCAUCUGGAAACCCAAGUAAGGGAAAGUCCAAGCAGAUGGCGUAAUCAUAACAAUAGUUUAAAGAUUCAUAGCUGCUCAUCUGAUCAAAUAAUUCACUGUGACAAAAGACAUAAGAAUACUUUGCCAGCACAUGAACAGAUAUUAAGUGGAGAGAAUCGAUAUAAAUCUGCCACAGAUGACAAAGGUUUUGCAGGCAAAACAAGAUCAGCAGCACAUAAGACGAUUCAAGAGCAGAAACCCUUUGAAUGUACUACUUGUGCCAAAUGUUUUACACAGAAGUCAAGCAUGGAAAAACAUCAGUUAGUCCACACUGGAGAGCGUGAGAAGAAAUACUACCAGCAGUGUGCCACAAGGGGCAAGGGUUUUACAGAAAAAACUAAAAUGAAAAAGUAUCAGUUUGCACAUACUGGGAAGAAACCCUAUAAAUGUGCCACAUGUGGUAAGGGAUUUACACAGAAGGGUAGCAUGGUGCGACAUCAGUAUAUCCAUGCUGAGCAGAAACCUUAUAAAUGUGCCACAUGUGGUAAGGGAUUUGCACAAAAGGGUAACAUGAUACUACAUCAGCAUAUCCAUACUAAUCAGAAACCAUAUAAAUGCAUUACAUGUGGCAUGGACUUUGCAUACAGGGCUAAGAUGUUGAGACACCAAUAUGCCCACACUGGGCAGAAACCUUAUAAAUGUGCCACAUGUGACAAGGGUUUUGCAAAGAAAGCUGAUGUGGUAAGCCAUCAAUUUGUACACACUGGACAGACUCCCUAUAAAUGUGCCUCAUGUGGAAAAGGAUUUACAAAAAAGUGGCGCAUGAUACAACACCAGCAUGUCCAUUCUGAGAAGAUGCCCUUUGUAUGCAUUACAUGUGGGAAGGGUUUUUUGAAUAAGAGUUCUCUGACAUUGCAUGUGGGUAUCCAUACUGGACAGAAACCCUACAAAUGUGACACAUGUGGCAAGGGUUUUACACAGAAGGCAAACAUGAUAAACCACCAGUUAGUACACACUGGACAGAAACCCUAUAAAUGCGCUACAUGUGGCAAAGGUUUUACAAGGAAGUAUCGUAUGCUAAGGCAUCAAUAUGCACACACGGGACAGAAGCCCUAUAAAUGUUCCACAUGUGGAAAGGGAUUUAUGGCAAAAGAUACAAUGAUACAGCAUCAGUAUGUCCAUACGAAACAGAGGCUAUAUAAGUGUGCCACAUGUGGCAAAUGCUUUAAACAUAAGAGAAGUCUGACGCAACAUCACAACAACCACAAAGAGUCAGUAAUAUAGAGCAGAGGUUAAGAAAGGCUCCCUUCUGGAAAAUUCUGGGCCCAGAUGCUGUACCCAUUUUUAUCCUUGAGUGUAAAAAGUACAGUUGUGUACACUGACCAUAAACGUCGAUGUUCGAGUGUAUUCACUGUUGCAGUCAUU
Molecule: messenger RNA, 1990 nt
Organism: Protopterus annectens (West African lungfish)
Lineage: Eukaryota; Metazoa; Chordata; Ceratodontiformes; Protopteridae
Product: zinc finger protein OZF-like
Exons: 4
Coding region: 134-1849 (571 amino acids)
Biological process (GO): regulation of transcription by RNA polymerase II
Molecular function (GO): DNA-binding transcription factor activity; RNA polymerase II cis-regulatory region sequence-specific DNA binding
Source: RefSeq, a predicted model, not a curated record